UGUAAUCGAAUUCUGUUAAGCAUUCCAAAUCAAUGGAAACUGACAGUACUUAAAUGGCGGACGAUUUGCAAAACUACAAACUACAAUUGCAACAAGUGGAGGCAGCUCUUCAAACUGAUCCAGAAAAUGAAGAGCUAUUAAAACUCAGAAGUGAUCUUGGCGAAGUUAUUACCCUUACUCGCGAUCUGAUACAAACUCAACUUGAAGAACAGCAUAAAUCUUCCUAUGUGGAGCCAUCCUCAACUAAAAGAGCUUCCUCCAACUAUUUCGACGAAAUUGAAGCUGCUCUAUUAGAAGCAGAAAAAUUAGUUUCAGCUGCUAAGAUUUGGAAAAAAGGAGAUAAGUGUCAAGCUAAAUGGAAAGAAGAUCGUCAGUACUACGAUGCAACUAUUGAAGAUAUAUCAAGUACAGGAGAAGUUAAUGUAAUAUUUGAUGCCUAUCAAAAUCGUUCUACCACCCACGUCAACGAGUUGCGAGAACGCACUACUCGCAACGAAGUUUUUCCGUCAAACAAACGUCACAGGCCCAAUCAAAAAGAAUAUUUAAAAAAACGUAAGCAAAAAAAGCAGCAGCGCUUCAAGGACUUGGAAGAGGAACGUGAAUCAGACAAAAACAAAUGGCUUAAUUUCAACAGCAAAAACCAAAAAAAAAACGGAAUGAAAGCAAGAAGUAUAUUUGCGUCUCCGGAUAAUGUAAGCGGCAGAGUAGGAGUCGGCACUUGUGGAACUGCAGGAAAGGGCAUGACAGAUUUUACUGUAGGAGAAAAAUAUAGGAAAGGUCUCUAGAAUAUUGUUGAUUACACGGUACAAUAAAAAUGUUCAUAACAAUAUAAGAAAAAAUAAUA
This is a messenger RNA of Drosophila erecta, 844 nucleotides long. RefSeq names its product survival of motor neuron-related-splicing factor 30 (gene Spf30). The transcript has 4 exons. NCBI's taxonomy places the organism in Eukaryota, Metazoa, Arthropoda, Insecta, Diptera, Drosophilidae. Gene Ontology annotation, biological process: mRNA processing; regulation of alternative mRNA splicing, via spliceosome. The coding region runs from base 54 to 785 and encodes 243 amino acids. Gene Ontology annotation, cellular component: cytoplasm; nucleus; precatalytic spliceosome. Gene Ontology annotation, molecular function: RNA binding. The record is from RefSeq and is a predicted model, not a curated record.